CAGUGCAAAGGAGGAGAUUAUAUAAGGAGAAUAGUUUUAAAUAAACUGUUCAGUAAAGAAAUAUCAAGUUGUUGUGGUAUUGAGCUGCAAUUUUCUGGAGAUAUUAUUUAGUCAUCAAUAAAUAUCAAUAAUAAUCAAUAAAGUUUAUAAAAUAAAACUAAUUAGUGAAAUUAGUUUAUAAAAUAAAAAAUCAUGAUUAAAUAUUGUGUCCUUGCUCUGCUUGCGUGCAACUCAGUUUUCGCAGCUCAGGUUGAUAAGUGCAAAGACCCUACAAAUCGGAAUGGAACUUAUGGGCUUGCUGAAAUUGAAGAUGUAAGAAUUAGUGAAUGUCCAGAUUCUCCUUGUAAGCUGAUAAAAGGAACCUCGACCACCAUUGAGUUUGAUUUUAUACCAGACAAGGUUUACGACAAGCUGACCACUUCUGUGUUUGGAGGGAUUGGCAUUAUCAGGGUGCCCUUCAGGGAUGUCCAUGGGAUGGACGCUUGCAAGGAUAUUCAGCGAAAAAGUGACGGGAAGAAGGGCUGCCCGCUCCUCCCCCUGGAAGUGUACACCUACUCCAACUCCUUCCCAAUUCUGAAAUCUUAUCCUGCCGUAAGCGUCAAUGUUCAGUAUGGCCUGAACGAUAGGAAGACUCCAGUCGUGUGCUUCACACUUCCAGCAAAGAUUACCACCUGAAUUAAAUACAAUAUUGCACAUCUCACUUUGUGUGUUUACUGCACCGUCGUCUACUUUUGCCCUUUCCACGUUUUAAAAUGUACUUCACGGAGCUUCAACAAGGAGACCUUUACCUUUAUUUUGUAAUUUUACCCGUGACCAUGUGUUCUUCAGUUUGCUGCUGAAAAGUUGGCAUUCAAAAGUAAUUAAAAAUUCAAACCUUUGUAACGUAGAGAGUACUAGGUUUGUAACGGCUUUGAACUUGUCCUUAUGAAAUAGUAAGAACUUUUAGCUUAUUGUAUGUGCUACCGAAAGGAAUCUGGAUGUUUUGUUCAUAGAAAAUAGAACCACUUUAAGAAAUAAAUGCGCUCAAGCAUCAAAGAGUU
Molecule: messenger RNA, 1040 nt
Organism: Folsomia candida
Lineage: Eukaryota; Metazoa; Arthropoda; Collembola; Entomobryomorpha; Isotomidae
Product: ecdysteroid-regulated 16 kDa protein
Exons: 4
Coding region: 193-675 (160 amino acids)
Biological process (GO): sterol transport
Molecular function (GO): sterol binding
Source: RefSeq, a predicted model, not a curated record